UACUCGAAGAAAAAUUCAUUUCCUUUCUACAGUCAUGUAGAACCCAUAAACAACUCCUCCAGAUUCAUGGUCAGAUAAUUGCCCAUGGAUUUGAGGAAAAUGAGUACGUCACCCCAAAGUUCUUCACGGCUUGUGCAGCACUCAAGAAGAUGGCCUAUGCCCGAAAGGCGUUCGAUCAAAUUCCUGAUCGGAGCACUGCUCUAUGGAAUGCCAUGUUUAGAGGGUAUUCACAAAAUGAUUCUUACUGGGAAGUCAUUGUGCUGUUCUUUCAAAUGAAUAGAGCCGGCGCACUGCCUAGUUGCUUCACCUUUCCCAUUGUUCUUAGAUCUUGUGGGAAGGUCAAUGCAACAACUGAAGGAGAAGAAGUUCACUGUUUUGUAAUAAAAGGAGGUUAUAAAUCAAAUCCAUUUGUGGCAACCACAUUGAUUGAUAUGUAUUCAGCUAGGGGGUCAGUUGGAGCUGCUUAUAAAGUGUUUGGUGGGAUGCUUGAUAGGAAUGUAGUUGCAUGGACUUCUAUGAUUAAUGCAUAUGUCGGUUGUCAUGACAUAGUUUCUGCACGACGCCUUUUUGACUUAGCACCAGAGCGUGAUAUCAUCUUGUGGAACACUAUGAUUUCGGGUUAUAUAGAAUUGGGUGAUAUGGCAGCAGCAAGACAAGUUUUUGAUAAUAUGCCCAACCGGGAUAUUAUGUCAUGGAACACAAUAUUGAGUGGUUAUGCGACUAAUGGGGAUGUUGAAUCCUGUGAGAAGUUGUUCAAAGAUAUGCCUCAAAGAAAUGUCUUUUCUUGGAAUGGAAUGAUUGGAGGUUAUGCUCGCAAUGGACGUUUUUCUGAAGUAUUGGAUUCUUUUAAACAGAUGCUUAUUGAAGCUGAUGUGCUUCCUAAUGAUGCAACACUUGUUACGGUGCUGUCUGCAUGUUCAAGAUUAGGAGCUCUUGAUAUGGGUAAGUGGGUGCAUAUGUAUGCAGAUGGUAUUGGUCUAACAAGAAACCAGUUUGUUGGAAAUGCUUUGAUUGACAUGUAUGCAAAAUGUGGGAAUAUAGAAAGUGCAAUUGAUGUGUUCAACACUCUGGAUAGAAAAGAUAUAAUUACAUGGAACACCAUCAUCAAUGGCCUAGCCAUACACGGGCAUGCUGUUGAUGCCUUGAGUUUGUUUGAUCGGAUGAAGAAUGCAGGAGAAAAACCAGAUGGGGUUACUUUUGUUGGAAUUUUGGCUGCCUGUACACAUAUGGGUUUAGUCCAAGAUGGGUUUUCAUACUUCCAAUCAAUGGUGGAUUGUUAUUCACUUGUCCCUCAAAUUGAGCAUUAUGGAUGUAUGGUUGAUUUACUAGGAAGAGCUGGUCUUUUAGACCAGGCUAUAGAUUUUGUGAGGAAGAUGCCAAUGAAACCAGAUUCAGUUAUAUGGGCUUCCCUACUGGGGGCAUGCAGAAUAUACAAGAAUGUUGAUUUAGCUGAAUUGGCUCUUCAACAGCUCAUUGAUCUUGAACCAAACAACCCUGCAAACUUUGUUGUGCUUUCCAACAUAUAUAAGGAUCUUGGAAGAUGGCAAGAUGUUGCACGAUUGAAGGUUGCAAUAAGAGAUACUGGGUUCAAGAAACAACCGGGAUGUAGUGUGAUAGAGGUCAAUGAUAAUGUGGUGGAAUUUUAUUCCUUAGAUGAGAGACACCCUGAUACAGAGGAUAUAUAUAGGACAUUGAGAGGAUUGACAAUGCUGUUAAGAUCAUAUGGAUAUGUUCCAAAUCUAGCAGAGAUUGGGCGUGGAACUUGAACGAUGGAAGGAGUAUCACAUGAUUGAUAGAUACUUUUAUCACCUGCGAAAUUAUGGACGAAAUUAUCUCAAAAAGCAAUUUUUUCAAGGCUCAGCAAGCAAAAGAAGAGGAAGAAAAUGAACAGUUGGUGGAAGAUUUAGAUCAGAAAUUCACUGAUUUAAUUCAGUUUAAAGCAUUAUUAUCUCUGACGGUGCGGUACCCAGGAAGGUGAAUUCCUUGGAGGCUCUGGUGAACAAGAGUAUUACAAUUGAACCUAGCAACAAAUAGUUUAUCUGGUACUCAGAAGAUUUUUGUAGGCCCCGAGAGUUUCUUCUUGUAGCAAUAUCCUAUUUGUUCUUUAUGGCAGGACAAACCUGAUGCUUAUGACGAACUUGUCAAAGAAUUGGUAUUGUAAAUGAGAGCUCGCCCCUCAGACAGGACAAAGACUCCUGGAGAGAUUGCUCAAGAGGAAAGAGAACGCUUAGAGCGAUUAGAGGUAUUUAUAAAUUCCUUAUGCUUGGCAAAGCUGGCUUUUAGAAAUGGAUGACUGUAACAUUUGCCAGUUUACUCUUCAAGUGAUGAAGAUGAUGAAAAUUCAGAAAAUCCGCCCAAAAAAAAAAAAAAAAAAACAACGAACCAAAGUUGCUCUCUGGGGAUGAACUUGGUGGUUCCUUUUCUGUUAGUGAAUAAACUAUGAGCAAAAGGGGCUGGAUUGAUGAGAUUCUUGAAAGAAAAAAAUGCACAAGAUUCUGCUGGUGAGAAUGGUGAAGCUUCUGAUGAUUCUGAAAGUUCUGAUGAAGAUCCUGAUGAAUAUGAAAUCAGUCAUUUUUUGAAGGAUUGGGAACAAAGUGAUUAUGACAAAGAAUGUCAAGCCAAAUUUAGAGGAUGAAGGGGAAGAAGAUAGUGGUGAGGAAGAAGAGCGAGAGAAAAAAGCAGGACAGCAUGACUGGGGCAACGCUGUGAAGAAGCCGAAUGCUACAGUUCUUAUAAAUGCAAAGAAAAAAGAUAAUGUUGAACAUGUUAAAAAGGAUAGGGAUUACUCAGAUGCCAAGAAGAUGGAUUUCGGGGCUAAAAAAUCUUCAGCAAAGUCAGACAUUCCUUUUAUAAUUGAAGCUCCUAAGACCUUUGAAGAAUUACGUUCAUUGCUUGAUAACUGCUCAAAUUCUGACAUUAUCAUGGUUGUUAACCGAAUUCGAGCAACCAAUGCAAUCAAACUUGCUAUAGAGAACCGCAAAAAGAUGCAACUUGGGAGGAGGCUAAGCACAAUAUUGACAAUUACGACUACGUGAUGGCAAAGGGGCUCCUUGUAGCUUGAACAAAAGCAUAAGCAAUUGCAAUGGUAUGAACGACGAUGGCGAAGCAACCUCGGAUUUCUCAAAACUGACUUCUUCUUCAUCAUCUUCAUAGAUUGUUUCCAAGGUUCUUUGGACGUUAAUCCUAGAAACCUUCACACUCCGAUGUGGCGCAACAGCCGAGAGUCGCGACAGCGAUGAACUUUGUUUGUUUACUUUCACUGUUGAGCUUUCUGAAGCCAUAACUAGGGUUUCAGAUAUAUAUGUUUGUUUUGUUUUGGGGACAACAAGGGUUUCGGCUAUGGUUGUUUACAAUGGCUAUUAGAGCUUUAGAGGAGCAAUGAGCUCGUUCUGCCUGUGUGUGGUAUUUAUACAGCCAAUUGGACUUUGUGCACCAACCAACGUGCCCCUUUGAUUCCAAUUAAUUGCAUUAAUGCCAUUCACACACCUGCAUUUAUUUAA
Molecule: messenger RNA, 3500 nt
Organism: Prosopis cineraria
Lineage: Eukaryota; Viridiplantae; Streptophyta; Magnoliopsida; Fabales; Fabaceae
Product: pentatricopeptide repeat-containing protein At1g08070, chloroplastic-like
Exons: 3
Coding region: 150-1766 (538 amino acids)
Biological process (GO): RNA modification
Molecular function (GO): protein binding; RNA binding
Source: RefSeq, a predicted model, not a curated record